UGAAUUCAUCCUCAUCAGCAACGACAAGAACAGUCAGUUCGACAAUCUUCGAGAAUCAACCUUCUUGAGGGAGAGAGGAAGAUUGACCAGUAUCAUCAGCGCGAAUCGACUUCUGAAAAGCAGCAACCAUCAUGGCACUCCGCCAGCGCUUUGCGAAGAUCAAGGAGGGAGCAAAGGAGAAGACUAAACUUUCAGGAUGGAUUCUUCCCCAGGAAAAAGGUGCUCUCGGCGAUGAAGGGACCUGGACCAAUAUUGACAUGGACGUAACUCCGAUCGAUCGCCGAACAUGGACUGCUUUCACGAUGGCUGGUUUCUGGUUCUCUGAUGCCUUGAACGCUCAGUCUUGGGAAGCGCCUGCCACCAUUCUUGCAGUCGGAUUGACUUAUCGCGAGGCCAUUGUCUGCAUUAUCUUCGGAUCUUUGUGCUGCACAGUUCCUCUCGUUCUUAACGGUGUCCUUGGAGCUCGUCUCCAUGUUCCCUUCCCUGUGGCCAUGCGCUCCUCCUUCGGUUGGUACUUCGCCAAAUUUGCUGUCAUUGUUCGUAUGACUACUGCUCUUUUCUGGCACGCCAUUCAGACCUACACUGGCUCUACUGCUGUCACUCAGAUGAUCAGAGCUAUUUGGCCAUCCUAUCUUAACAUCCCCAACCACAUCCCCGCGUCUGUUGGUAUCACAACCCAGCAGAUGGUCAGUCACUUGAUCUUCUGGUCCAUCCAGUUCCCGAUCUUGCUUACCCCACCACACAAACUUCAAUGGUUCUUCGUCUUCAAGUUUGUCGUCGUCUCCAUUACUUGUAUCGCAGUAGUCAUCGCCAUGUGCCUGAAGGCCGGCGGCUCAGGCACAAUCUGGAAACAAGAAUACCAAGUCUCAGGCGCCGCACGCUCCUGGCUCAUUCUCUCCUCACUCUCCUCCAUCACUGGCGGCUGGGCGACAAUGGCGACCAACAUCCCCGAUUUCACCCGCUACCUCAAGCGCGAGAACGGCGUCUACUGGCAAGUUCUCUUCCUCCCACUCAUCCAACUCUGCCUCGGCCUCUUCGGCAUCAUCUCCACCUCCGCCGCGAAAGUCGUCUACGGACAAUACAUCUGGGACCCGCUCACCCUCGCCGGUCAAUGGCAAGGCCCCUCUGGUCGUGCCGGAGCUUUUUUCGUCGGUUUCGCUUGGGUCAUUGCUCAGAUCGGUACCAAUCUGUCUGCCAACGUGAUCUCCUGUGCCAACGAUAUGACGAGUUUGUUCCCGAAAUACAUCAACAUUCGCCGCGGAGUGAUUAUCGCCACGAUCACGGCGGCCUGGAUCAUGGUUCCGUGGAAGAUUAUCCAUAGCGCUGCCUCGCUCCUCUCGUUCAUGGCUGGUUUGGGCAUCUUCCUUGCGCCUAUUGCAGCGAUUAUGGGUGCGGAUUAUUGGGUCGUGAAGCAUACUCAUAUCGAUGUUCCGGAUCUGUACAAGUCUCGAGGCAGGUAUCGAUACAACGAAGCUGGAACGAACUGGAGAGCCGUUAUCGCUUUCCUGAUCUCGGUCGUGCCGAAUAUUCCGGGUAUGGCAGCGUCUGUGAACCCGAGCUUGAAGCACAGUAUUGGUGGCAGUGUUUAUAUCUAUGACAUGUUCUAUAUCUGGGGAUUCACGAGUGCUUUUGCGAGCUAUUGCUUGUUGAGCCAUUUCUUCCCGGAGCCGAAUACUUUGAUUGAGGAGACUAUCAGUGGAGAUGUUGUGGAUAGUGGUGUGGAAGAGGAGGGAAGCGUUGGUGAUGAGAAGGUGGUUAUGAAGAGUGCUGAUUACGCCGUUUGAAUUUAAUGAUGAGAGGAGGUCAGCAGGGGGUCCCUUGUGUUUUGCGCUUGCAAUUUUCUGCUUGGUUUGGAUUUCUGGUUUUGCGAUAAUGUUGGUUUGGAAGUUGAAGAGGUCUUUCUGCAAGGAGUACGGACUG
Messenger RNA from Mollisia scopiformis, 1920 nucleotides. Its product is annotated as allantoin permease. The record is from RefSeq and is a predicted model, not a curated record. Lineage: Eukaryota; Fungi; Ascomycota; Leotiomycetes; Helotiales; Mollisiaceae. Gene Ontology annotation, molecular function: nucleobase transmembrane transporter activity. Gene Ontology annotation, cellular component: plasma membrane. The coding region runs from base 132 to 1784 and encodes 550 amino acids. Gene Ontology annotation, biological process: transmembrane transport; nucleobase transport. The transcript has 4 exons.